CAAAGGAGGAGGAGAGGUGCACUUAUAUAGAAGGAGAGGGAGAGUCACAAGGGAUUACAUACCAUAGAACAAGCAUGAUUUGUCAUCAUGUUCUUUUCUUUCUUGAAGCUCCUAGUUUCUCCUCUGGUCUUUGUAAUUCCAAAAAAAGGAAAAAAAACCUAGCUAUCGUUUCGACAUUUUUCGAUUUGUUCCCCUUGUUGGUCCUGUGUUGGUUUGAGAGGUUGAAGCUGCCAGCAUGAUCUGGUAAAGAUCCCAAUCACUCUUUAUCAAAUUCUUUUUGCUCUUCCAUAUAUGGGUAGGUAGGUAUACAUACAGAAGCUGGAUUGAUAUUUUUUUGCUUUUACUUGUUUUGGCCCAAAACCCUUGAAUCCUUUUUAUAAGUUUCUGAAUCAAUUUUGUACUCAAGAAUGGUUUUGGAAACACAGAUUAAUAAUCCAUUUUCUAAAAGGGGUUUUAAGUUAGCAGUGGAUUUAGAGGCCUAAUUAGGACUUAAUUAGGCUGUUUUAGAUAUAAAUGGUUCCAUCAGGUCAUCUAGCAGCUUCAAUCACUCACUCACCAACAAAUUAAUUAAAACAAGAACUUCUUAGAGAUGGAUGCAUUAUACUCUUCAAGUUUUCUCUGAGGAAAGUGGAAACUGCAACUUCUGCACUAAUUGCGGGUAAAUCUUCCCUACUUCUCGAAUUCUUUUUUGUUCUUAAAUGCUGAAUCGAAUCUGCUAUCAAGUCUCUCUCUUUUUGUGCCUUCAUGUUUGUCUUGACUUCAGUGGUAGCUAGCAUACGGCCAGAAUCAACCUGCAGAACAAAUCCCAAAACUCAAAAAAGACACAAGAUGGUUAGAAAGAAAAAUAGCAUACUCAUGAUGUAUCAUGUUUCAGGACUUCUCUUUAUGGAUCUUGAGUAUCUAAUGCUUUGUGGUGUAUGUACAAACCUUGCUACUUCUUCUUAUUCUUUUUUAUUUUUUUUUUUAAUUUAUUGGUCGAAUUCGAGUUAGGAGAUAGAAUAGAAGAAGAGUGAUUUG
Messenger RNA from Rubroshorea leprosula, 1017 nucleotides. Lineage: Eukaryota; Viridiplantae; Streptophyta; Magnoliopsida; Malvales; Dipterocarpaceae. The record is from the annotation of a GenBank genome assembly.